AUGAACAAGUUUCUGGUUGUAUUGGCUACAGUCCUGGUGUGCGUUUCCGCACGUCCAGAUAUUGGACUGAAUAUCAGGGAGGGCGGUUACCAGUACGGAUCCCCAACCGGUAGUUACUUACCUGGAGCUCAACAGAUUGGAUCCAACUCUUACAAUACUUACAACAACGGACCACAGCAACAUUUCGCUCCCGCUGGAGUCGUUUCCGGACAGCAGUACAACUACCAAGGAGUUGCUCCUCAAGUUGGAUUCGUCGGACAGCAAAACUACGUUCAACAGAACUUCGCGCAGGUCCCUCACAAGUCUUACUUCUUCGACGCUCCUGAGGAUCUCGGACACACCCAUGUUCGCGUUCAUGUUCAACCGUCCGCCGCCGCCGGAGACAAGACCAUCUACAUCAGGGCCCCAGCUUACAACUCCAAGAUCGUGCCACACUUCAACAUCGCUCAGCAGCAAGCCGCCGGCAAGACCAAGGUUUACGUUUUGGUGAAGAAACCAGAGGAGCAACAAGACAUCGUCGUCCCAGCCGCCGUCCAAGGACCAGCCGCCAAACCAGAAGUAGUCUUCGUCAAGUACAGCAACCAGAAGGAGGCCGAACAGAAGAUCCAGGACAUCCAGCAGGGCGCUUCCGGCGGAAACAGCGCCAAGGUCGUCUUCAACCACCGCGAAUUGGUCAGCUCCAUCAAGGAUGAGCCCGUCCACCAUCAACAAAUCAACUACGGAGUUCCAGUCAUCGGAGGACCAACCUCCAUUCAUCAAGCCAUCAUCGGCGGUGGUGGUGGUGUCAGCCACGACGCUCCAACCCACUUCGAAAUUGGUGUUAACGGUGGAUCCUCUGGUCCAGUUCAACAUCAUCAACACCACGAGACCGCCAACUACGGUCCAGCCGGUGCCAGUGGUCCAUACUAGAACAAUUCAAACAGAACAAACUAGUCACAAUU
This is a messenger RNA of Nicrophorus vespilloides, 941 nucleotides long. RefSeq lists its product as uncharacterized. The transcript is spliced from 2 exons. The coding region runs from base 1 to 909 and encodes 302 amino acids. Lineage: Eukaryota; Metazoa; Arthropoda; Insecta; Coleoptera; Silphidae. The record is from RefSeq and is a predicted model, not a curated record.